CCCGCCCGCUGCAGGUGGCAGAACCGGCUGGACUUGCUCCACUGGCGGAGCCCCGGAGCUCGGAACCCUACGGUGGCUAGCGGCGCCAUGGAGGCGGACGCGGACCCCGAGGAACUGGCGCGGCUGCGCUCGAUCUUCGUUACCUAUGACACGAACUGUUCGGGGCGCCUGGAGCGUGCUGAAUUCGGCGCGCUAUGCGCGGAACUGCACGUGGCCGAGGCCGAAGCAGAGGCAGUGUUCCUGGGGCUCGACACCGACCGCGAUGGCGCCAUCACCUUCCCGGAGUUCGCGCGCGGCUUUCGCGGAGCGUUGGGCAGGGACAGCGCGGAAACCCAGGGCGCCUGGGACACGGCAGAGCCGGAGAGCCCGGGCCCGGCUUGGCGGGACUUCCAUGCGCGCCUCGGGGACGAGGCCCAGCUCAUUCCAAGAAAAGAACAAGUUAGUAUCCUGUACCAUAACAUCACCCUUGUGGAGCCAAGACUAAUCCAGCCCUAUGAACAUGUGAUAAGGAACUUUCUCCGUGAGAUCAAACUCCAGAGCACAGAAAUGGAAAACUUGGCCAUUGCAGUGAAGAGAGCCCAGGACAAGGCAGCCAUUCAGCUGAGUGAGUUGGAAGAGGAAAUGGACCAGCGGAUUCAUGCAGUGGAAAAUGAGACCCGGAAAGAUGAAAAGCGUAAAGCUGAGGAAGCCCUUAGUGACCUUAGGCGUCAGUAUGAAACAGAAGUAGGAGACCUACAGGUGACCAUUAAAAGGUUAAAAAAGCUCGAAGAACAAUCAAGACACAUAAGUCAAAAGCAAGAUGUGACAGCAUUAAAGAAACAAAUUCAUGAUUUAACAAUGGAAAAUCAAAAACUCCAGAAAGAUCUUUUGGAAGCACAAACAAAUGUAGCCUUUCUUCAAAGUGAACUAGAUGCUUUGAAAAGUGAUUAUGCGGACCAGAGUCUGAGUUCUGAACGGGAUCUGGAAAUAAUCCGAGAGUACACAGAAGAUCGCAGUAGUCUUGAGAGGCAAAUUGAAAUCCUCCAAACAGCUAACCGGAAAUUACAUGACAGUAAUGAUGGCCUCAGGAGUGCCCUGGAGAAUACCUACAGCAAGCUCAACAGAUCCUUGCGUAUAAAUAACAUAUCACCAGGAAAUACAAUUUCUAGAAGCAGUCCCAAAUUUCAUCACCAUUCUUCUCAACCACUGGCCUAUGAUAGGCCAUUCCAUUCUUCAUAUGCUGAUGAGGAUUGUGAUUCUUUGGCUCUCUGUGAUCCUCUGCAGAAGAUGAGUUAUGAAGUUGACAGCCUGCCUGAGAGCUGCUUUGACAGUGGCUUGUCUACUCUGAGGGACUCCAAUGAAUGCGACUCUGAGGUGGACUACAAGCACCAGGGAGGAUUUCAGAGUUUGCAUGGAACACAGGAGAGCCUUCGGGGAGACGCAUCGGACACAGAUGUUCCUGAUAUAAGGGAUGAAGAAGAAUUUGAUUCUGAAAGUGUGGCUUCUGUCUUACACUGGAAACCACGAGGAUCUGUUGGUGAGAGCAGCACUGUUAGUUCCUCCAGAAAGCCCAUCUCAGCUCUUUCACCUCAAAUGGACAUGGUGGAUAACAACUCCAAACCCACAUCUCAGAAGGCUUACAAGAUUGUGCUUGCCGGGGAUGCUGCAGUGGGAAAGUCCAGCUUCCUCAUGAGACUCUGCAAGAAUGAAUUUCAGGGGAACACAAGUGCAACCCUAGGAGUUGAUUUCCAAAUGAAAACUCUGAUUGUAGAUGGAGAACAAACAAUUCUGCAACUCUGGGAUACAGCUGGACAAGAGAGAUUCAGAAGUAUCGCCAAGUCUUACUUCAGAAAAGCAGAUGGUGUCUUACUGCUGUAUGAUGUCACUUGUGAGAAAAGCUUUCUUAAUGUCCGAGAAUGGGUGGAUAUGGUUGAGGAUGGAACCCACCGAACUGUUCCUAUCAUGUUGGUAGGAAACAAGGCUGAUCUCCGUGACGUUGCUACUGCAGAGAAACAAACAUGUAUAUCAGCAUAUAUUGGAGAAAAACUGGCCAUGACCUAUGGGGCAUUAUUCUGUGAAACAAGUGCCAAAGACGGUUCCAAUGUGGUGGAAGCUGUUCUCCACCUUGCCCGGGAAGUGAAAAAAAGGACAGAGGACGAUGACAGCAGAUCCAUCACUAGUCUAGUUGGGUCCACUUCUAGAAAGUCACUGCAAAUGAAGAGCUGUUGCAAUGGCUAAAUCCCAGCUGUCCUCAGUUCCUAAAGUUCUGGUUUCAAGAUUACUGACUGUGGGACACUGGUACAUGGAGUGGUACGUCAUAAGACACCGAGCUAUGAAGAAUCACAGCCUGGCUAACUGCGCUCCUCUUGACUGUUCUCAGGGC
Molecule: messenger RNA, 2362 nt
Organism: Acomys russatus (golden spiny mouse)
Lineage: Eukaryota; Metazoa; Chordata; Mammalia; Rodentia; Muridae
Gene: Rasef
Product: RAS and EF-hand domain containing
Exons: 17
Coding region: 88-2217 (709 amino acids)
Molecular function (GO): GTPase activity; calcium ion binding; GTP binding
Source: RefSeq, a predicted model, not a curated record